Magallana angulata is the source of this 2147-nucleotide messenger RNA. Its product is annotated as mRNA decay activator protein ZFP36L1-like. Gene Ontology annotation, molecular function: metal ion binding; mRNA binding. Lineage: Eukaryota; Metazoa; Mollusca; Bivalvia; Ostreida; Ostreidae. Bases 83 to 1273 code for a protein of 396 amino acids. The record is from RefSeq and is a predicted model, not a curated record. The transcript has 2 exons.
GGGUAACAAACAGCAAUAAAGACACAAGAAGAAACGUACACACUUUGGAUUGUUAUAGCUUGAAAGUUUAAACGAUUACAGCAUGUCUACAGAGCUGUACCCUUCAGCAUUCUAUGAUGUUGGGGAUUUUAUUUACAAACAGAGAAAAAAUUUGAUGAAGAAUCAGAUGAACGAGCGACGUGCGACAGUUACUGCAGCCACUCUGCCAGCCACUGUCGUCAAAGCUAGGACCAUGUCGACAAACUCCUUCAUUCCGAUCGGGGGUCAGCCUCCUAUGUCCGUCUCCUCCCAAGGCAGUGAGUCGUGUCUCGUGAACAACCAGGAGUCCCUUCAUCGCAAGUUGGACAGAAGUAUGAGUGAACCGGGUGCUACUUUAAGUUCUACCGCUGCAAGACAAAAUCAAAAUGUGAACUCGAGUCGUUACAAAACGGAACUAUGCCGUCCAUUUGAGGAAAGUGGCCACUGCAAGUACGGUGACAAAUGUCAGUUUGCCCAUGGUGCUCACGAACUCCGAAACUUGAAUCGCCAUCCCAAGUACAAAACAGAACUCUGUCGUACAUUCCACACCAUCGGAUUCUGUCCGUAUGGACCCAGAUGUCAUUUCAUUCACAACGACGAAGAGAGGAACCAGAGUGUCAACAAGAAUCACCCCGCAAUGAUGACCACAUCCACCACAGUUCAGCAAACUUUCCCGUCUCACAUGGACCAAUUAUCUCAGGUUAAACGCCCAACGAAUUUCAGUUCUAGUUUCAAUGGAUCUCUUGGUUCAAGUUCCGAAUCGCUUUCAUCCAGUGCAAGUGACUCUCCGAGCCUUAGUCCCAUUUUCUGGGGCAACGAUGACAUUUUCAGGGAUUUUUCCUCCUCCUCGCAGUAUUCCAGUAGUGGAUCUAGCAGCCCGGUGUUCGAUUAUUCGGCGGAUCCUGCUUCGUCGUUGGCGGCUAGUUUCCUUACUCCUUUAAAUGUUCAAACCGCUGCCACCGCCAAUCAAAAUCUCGCUUCGGAAAUUAACAUUCUUCAGCAGCAGAUCAACGUUAUAAUGAAUCUUUCAAAUCAAUGCAAUAAUAACCCUAACCCUAAUGUGUUCGAUUCAGCAGCACCCACGUGGGAUCUCGCGGCCCCAGCGCCCCACUCCCCUCCCGACAGCAUUUCGGGGGACAGUCUUGGCAGUGCCUCUAGUGGAAGUUGUGGAAGUAUUAACACUUGUGAGUCUCCAUUGGACGUGAGCAAAUCCCUGCGUCUUCCCAUUUUUAACAAACUUUCUCUUGAUGAUUAAAAACUGUUGGAGACGCUUACAACAACUAAAAUUUGCGCACAAGUUUAAACUUCAGAAAUCAAAUUGCCAAAUAGACGUUUGCCGACUCGAAUGCUUGACUUAAGUAAUUGCAGACUUUUUAUUUAUCGUCUUUUUUUCUGUUGAGAGAAUCAAGGGAAGAAACCUUGUUAAACAUUUUUCUGUUGAAUGGUUUUUGUUUGACCUACGAUAGACGAAUCUUGUAUUUUACCAAGAUUUGUACGGAAAGUUUGUGUAUGUUGGUUUAACUUUUUGACAAAGUAGUUAAAAUCGUUGUAAACUAUGCAAAUUCUUGUUUGUCCGAAUGUAAUAUUGAUAAACUCGAUCAAUCUCUGAUCUAUUGAUUUAUGUAAAUGGGAUCCAAACAUUUUUCAUGUACUCGACAUAUUUUAGACAAAAUUCAUUACAAACUUUAUUUUGUGAUUUUACACAGGAAUCCAUUGUGACGUUUGCAUGUCUAAUUUAUUUUCUGCACACUUCUUCAAUUGUGCUACAUACUACGGCAUUUUGCAUUUAUCGAAUCAUCACUCUCCGUUUAACUUAUCAAUUUAUUUAAUUCAACCCUGUAUUUCAGACAUUAAAUUAUUUAUUGAAACAUUUUCACAAGUUAUUUAAGUUCACGUCGUGUGUGUGAGGAGGUAUGUGGACUGAGAGAGGAAAGUUUUAUAUCUACAUUAUAUAUAUAUUGUUUUUUAUUUCGUUAAAUUAUGAAAAGAAAGUCGCCAAAGAUAUGGUUAUAUGUAACUUUUCAUUCAAAUGUUCAUAAAAUCCAUAUUGUGUAUAUUUCAUUGUGUAUUUAUGGCCCAAGCAGGUCUAUUUUUCAUUUGAAUGCCAAUUAAAUUAAUGAAAGCUUUAA